AAAAGAAGCAGAGUAGAAGCAUUCAUAGCAUCUAUUGAGAUGGUGGAUAACGAUGAUAUUUUAAAACCGGUGAAACUACAGAGUCAGCAACCAAAUGUACAGGGUGAACGCGGAUGGAGGCAUGGAAGUAAAAAUUAUAGAUUACCAGACCAUUCGGGGCGCGUCUCCGGCUGUCGAUCUGCUUUACUUUAUCUUCUCCGGCACCGACAAGAAGUUCCGCGACCAGUACUACGAACAGCUCCUGGACCACUACUACAAGGAGCUCAGCCUAGCCAUGAAGAGACUGGCUCUCAACCCUGAUGAGAUCUAUCCGAGGGAGGACUUCGACUUUGAAUAUAACUCGAAACUUCCAUUCGGGUUGACCCUGGCGAUGACGAUGUUGCCGCUGAUCACCGUAGACGAGGAGAACGCACCCAAAGUGGACAAGGACUUGGGCUUGCACAGCUUCGUGGUGAACAACACGAGCGACAUCCUCCGCGAUAGAAUCAACGAAGUUGUCGACGACUUUAUUCGCUGGGGACUUGUGUAAAAACAUUAACACAUCGAGGAUCGCCAGAUGUUACCGGUGACGCUAGAUGGCGCCACGGGAGUUUGAGUAACUACAAGUGCCGCGUGCGCAGCUACUCAUAAUGUCUGACUGUCGUCUAGAAAAAGGAAUACGAACACGUAUUUUUUGUUUUCCCUUAUGGAUGUAAUAGUCAAUAUAAAAAUAAUAUAUUUUUGUACGCUGACGCGACAACAAAGCAUGAUGAAAAAUAUAUUUUUCAAUAACACUUGUAAACUACCUAUGCUUAUAAAUAAAUAAUUUUAUUUGAU
Manduca sexta (tobacco hornworm) is the source of this 816-nucleotide messenger RNA. RefSeq lists its product as uncharacterized. The record is from RefSeq and is a predicted model, not a curated record. NCBI's taxonomy places the organism in Eukaryota, Metazoa, Arthropoda, Insecta, Lepidoptera, Sphingidae. The transcript has 3 exons. Bases 95 to 529 code for a protein of 144 amino acids.